AUGGGAUUGCCGCACUCCAUACACUGUUUUCGUGGCUCGGGUGCCUGCCUCUGCAGUGCCUGGCGCAAGCUGAGACCUCCAGGGUCCGACAUAUUCAUACGCUUGAGUCCCUCCAACGCGGCCUCAAACAAGUAUUUUGAUUCCUUGCUGAUUUGGAAUUUGGUGGUGGAUCAAUACCAAACACUUGAUCUCACAUUCGAUCGCGAUAAGCUGGUAGCGAUAUCGGGCUUGGCCAAAAUGCACUCGAAAUUUCUCAACACCCAAUACCUUGCUGGGAUGUGGCUUGCGAAUCUGCCUGAGCAGCUUCUCUGGCACAGGGACUUAAGUCAAGCCCCUAGGCCUUAUAGCGAGUAUGUAGCUCCGAGUUGGUCUUGG
This is a messenger RNA of Neurospora tetraspora, 375 nucleotides long. RefSeq lists its product as uncharacterized. The record is from RefSeq and is a predicted model, not a curated record. NCBI's taxonomy places the organism in Eukaryota, Fungi, Ascomycota, Sordariomycetes, Sordariales, Sordariaceae. The annotation marks the transcript as partial. The transcript has a single exon.